Molecule: messenger RNA, 2037 nt
Organism: Polyodon spathula (Mississippi paddlefish)
Lineage: Eukaryota; Metazoa; Chordata; Actinopteri; Acipenseriformes; Polyodontidae
Product: prosaposin-like
Exons: 11
Coding region: 61-1227 (388 amino acids)
Biological process (GO): sphingolipid metabolic process
Cellular component (GO): lysosome
Source: RefSeq, a predicted model, not a curated record
CUUGUUUCACUUGCUUGCAAAACAGAAGUGCUGCAGACGAAGGCUGGAAGAAGAGAGGCAAUGGCUGCUGUUCAUGUUUUCUUGCUUUUGUUUUGUGUUUCUUCAGCUGUGGCGGGUCUGAUCCCGGUCCAGUCUGAGUGCACGUUGGGCCCAGUGUUCUGGUGUCAGGAUCUCCACAAGGCUCUGCAGUGCGGGGCAGUCCAGCAGUGCAUGCAGACAGCAUGGAGCCAGCAAGCUGAGGAUAAUGAUGUCUGCAGCGACUGCACUAAGAUCAUUGAGCUGAUGAUGGACAUGCUGUCAAACCAAGAUACCCAGGCUCGUAUCAAGGGUACCCUGCACAGUGUCUGCAGUCAGUUGCCAGGGGCUGGCUUGGUUGCCGAGUGUGACAAGCUGGUGGAUUCCAGCCUGCCCAUUGCCAUCCGCUUCAUCAUGGAUCAUGUGAAGCCUGGUGCUGUUUGCUUCGCUCUCGGAUUGUGCACACCUCAGCAAUCGGGAAAAGGCAUGCAGGAGCUCCUCACCAAUGAGAUUUCAGAGACUGGUUACAUUGUUUCUGAACAAGCACCACUUCCUUGGCCAACUAGCCAGUUAGAGCUGCAGGCCUCUCCCCAAUGCACGCUUUGCCUUCUUAUCAUCAGGAAGCUGGAAGACAUGCUCCCGAAGGAGAGAACAGAGGACACUGUGGUUGAGCUGUUGGAACAGAUCUGCUCCCACCUGCCCUCCGAGGUCUCCCAGGAGUGCCAGGACUUUGUGGACAAGUACGGGAAGACAGUCAUUGACUUCCUGCUGUCCUCAAUGGCACCGCACACGAUUUGCACCCUCCUGCACCUCUGCUUUGGAGUGGAGAGCCCAGUGCCAGUCAUCUCCACUGUGUCAGACUGUGAAGUUUGUGACAGCCUGGUCUCCAAGGUGAAGCUGUCCCUGGGUACGAAUGUCACGGCCCCAGAGUACGAGGCUGUCAUGGACGCUGUGUGCUAUUCCUACCAGCCUGCCUUCCACGAGUGCAAGAGCUUUGUCCGGUCCUACAAGCACCAGCUGCUGAAGGUGCUGGGGAAGCCUUGGGAUUCUCAAACAACCUGCAAGGAAGUUGAAGCUUGUGUAACUGUAAAGACUGUCCCUCUGUUGGGAACAAAGGAGUGCACCUGGGGACCAUCUUACUGGUGCACAAACAUGCAGACUGCAAAAGAGUGCAAUGCUGUGGAGCACUGCCAGGCUCAUGUCUGGAACUGAACCCUCCCCCAGCUGGCUUGAGGACAGAAGGUGACCAGGCUUCACAUAGGGCGGCUCUCAGCAAGGCCUUCACCAGCAUGCCACAACAGCACAAAUGGACCGGAGCAGUCUCGGCCAAAAUACUGUCCAAUUAAAAUCUCACAUUAAUACUAAAAUGAGUGUGUUAAAACCCCCCCCCUUUUUUUUUUUUUCCAAAUGAUCUUACUAACACAUUUGAUGGUUUGUACAAUUCAGUUUAUGUAGAUAUGCCUACAGUGCAAACAUUAUCUAACAGCUUUAUUGCAGGAAUCAAACUAAUACAUUUGUUCGAAAAUAUUAUAAAAUCAACUUAUCGGUGUUUUCAAAAAUGUAUGUGGUAUAUUAAAGCUUAACUUUUUUAAUUUGCUCCAGGGAAAGUUGCAGUCCAGUAUUUUUAAUGUAGUUGGGUGACCAUUUCAGACUAUUAAAGACAUAACUAAGAAAACAAGAUAACUGUCAAAACAAUCAAUCUCUGAUUUUAUUUUAUUUCUAUUGUCCAAAUCUGGCCUCUACUCCCAUUUGUUGUAUCAGCUUAAUCUUCAUUAGGAAUCAUGCAUACAUGUUGUUUUGUGAAUGGAUUUCAGUUUCUGCUUUGUAUUUAACACUGUUCUCAAGAGCUUAACAUACCAAGUAGGACACUGUAUCAUUUCACCAGUGACUCUGUUCAAGUCAUUUUAAUUUCAAGUUUUCAGUGAAUUCAUUUCCUAGUAAAUGCAGAGUUGAUGCCUGUGUUUUAAAUGUGAUAUUUAACCCUUAGUGGUCCAUUUAUUCAGUGCUUGUCAGGAGUGUCUG